Molecule: messenger RNA, 787 nt
Organism: Trichomonas vaginalis G3
Lineage: Eukaryota; Parabasalia; Trichomonadida; Trichomonadidae
Product: protein of unknown function, DUF4106 family
Exons: 1
Source: RefSeq, a predicted model, not a curated record
AUGGGAUAUAAGAUAUAUUCUAACUCUGACUUAGUUCAAACAGUAACAUGGGCAAACUAUGAAUGGUUCGCUUUGAGAAACUCAGUACAACCACAAGCUAGAGAACAAACAGACCAGUAUGCAACUAUUGAGAAAAUAAGAAGACUUGACCCUAACGUUCCAGGAGUUUAUGUUAACCUUUCUGGACAAACUGCAGCAGCAGUAACCAAAGUAAAACUGAAACUUAGAGUUCCUUUGUCAUCUUUCCUCAUCUUCAGGUUUUUAAGAUACUUGCCAAACUGGGCAGGAAAAAUUUCUAUCGAACUUACUCCAAGCAAAAAUAACUUAGUCAUUGCACCAACACAAGACCCAUUCACUCUUACAGAAGUAGUGGGAACAAAUAAAAUGUCAUUCGCCGACUUUUGCAAAAACAAAGUUGACUUAGACUUUGGUUUCUCAAACCUCAACACUGAAGUAAACUAUUAUUUCAAUGCUGCUGGAGAUGCUUGGGACCCAGUUAAGUUCACAUGCGAAAAAUUUGAAUGCAAGAGAAUAGAAAGCAGACUUGCAGUCUAUAUGUUGGACCCAGAUAUUUCAAAUGCUUUAGCUGCCAAAUAUAUUGCAGUUCCACUUAUGUUCCCUAUACACCAAAUAUCUGUCAAAGACUUUGCAGGUGAAGUUGGAAACCAAAGUGCUGACCCAGGUGCAAGAACAGAUAUUGCCUUAACAACUGCAAUGAAACAUGCAGAUACUAUGUUUGUACUGUUCAGACGAACUAUAAAUGACUAUUCUUGCUUCUACAACCCUG